AGGUGACGUCCCCCCGGGCAGCACCACCAUUGGGGCUGGGGGAGCAGAGCCAGGGACACGGCGCGGCCACCAAGUCCCAGCCGAAGCCACCCCACCAGCAGACAGCCUCCAGCCGCCCGGGCUGCCUUCGGAGGAGCCGCACCAGCAGGGCGAGGGAGGGGAUCCCUGCUCCCGGUGGGACACAUCCUGCGGCUGGCCCCCGUCCAGGGCUCCCCAGUGCAGGACGAACGUGGCCGUGAGUCCAGCCGAGGGCCCCGGAGGAGGUGAAGGGACCGGAGCAGCCUCCAGGCACGGUGAGGCUGAGGGGGAGGCCUCUGCUCAGCCCGGACGAGAGGAGGCUCAGGGGCGUCCAUGGAGGCACCAAAGAGCUGGCGGGGGAGAGGUGGGCGGAUGGAGCCCGGCUCUUCCCAGGGGUACCCAGGGACGGGACGGGAGGGAGCGGGCGCAGCUUGGGGGACAGGAAAUCUUCGGACAGAGGCCACACAGCACCUCCCCUCCUCUCUGUCUGGCUCCCUGCACCCCCGGGGACUCGGCGUCACCGGGGGCCAGCUGGGGCCAAGGCCACGCGCGGGCAGAGCCAGGGACAUGGAGCUGGAGCCAAGCCCGGCCCCGUGGUGCCCAGCCCGGCCAGGGUAGGAGGAAGCAGAGGGGAGGCGAGCAGAGCAGAGCGGGGCCGUGCCCGGCCCCAUAAAAAGCCUCUGCGGGGCCGGGCAGCGGCAGGACACCCGGGGAGCAGUGGCAGAGGCGCUCAGGGCCAUGGAGCAGUACUUCUCGGCCACCCAGAAGAUGGAGCAGGAGGUGAUGUUCCCCAGCCUGCUGCGAGGGGUCUUCCCGCAGCAGGACCAGGACGGGGCGGCCCCGCACGAGGGCGGCCCCGCGGACCUGUACGAGCGCUACCAGCUCCUCAAGGCCAUCAAGCCCGUGGUGGAGCGAGGCCUGGCCUCCGUCACCGACCCGAGCCCCAGCGGGGACACCGACGGCGACGCCGACGCAGAUGACGCCGCCGUGGACGCUCGCCUGGAGGAGCGCCUGUCCCACCACCUGGCCGGCUUGCAGCAGGUCCUCACCCACCUCACCAGGGACACCAACGCCCUCACGCGCAGGUACAGCCAGAUCCUGGAGCAGAUCAGCCCCGGCGACGGGCAGCCCAGCUGGUGAACCUGCCGCGGCCUCCAGCCCCGCUCGGCCUCCUCGCACCGCGGCAGCUGACCUCCAGCGCCAGGACUGCCCGCCAGCCGCAGCUGGGACCCGCGGGGAACGCGAUGGGGCCGUAUCCUCAUAGGAAGAGCCAUCGGUUCCCUCCUGGGGCCACCAGCGGAGCUGCCCGCCUCGUGCCCUCCUCUUUAUUUUCAAAGAGCAGCAGCAGCGGCGGCGGCGGCGGCGGCAGGCGGCGGCCUCGCUCUCUUGCACUGAGCUCUGCGGAGCCCCGGUGAACGCCGGAGCCGUCUCCAGCUGGUACCUGGACACGCGCGGGACUUUUCCCCUCUCUUUGCUAAUAAAAGGACCCCUCUGAAGCGGC
Cygnus olor (mute swan) is the source of this 1519-nucleotide messenger RNA. RefSeq names its product thyroid hormone-inducible hepatic protein-like. Gene Ontology annotation, biological process: regulation of lipid biosynthetic process. Lineage: Eukaryota; Metazoa; Chordata; Aves; Anseriformes; Anatidae. Gene Ontology annotation, cellular component: cytosol. The coding region runs from base 757 to 1158 and encodes 133 amino acids. The record is from RefSeq and is a predicted model, not a curated record. The transcript has 2 exons.